Messenger RNA from Blastocystis hominis, 413 nucleotides. RefSeq lists its product as hypothetical. Lineage: Eukaryota; Bigyra; Opalinata; Blastocystidae. The record is from RefSeq and is a predicted model, not a curated record. Bases 1 to 165 code for a protein of 54 amino acids. The transcript has a single exon.
AUGAUUCUGAGGCAGUCGAUGGAGGUAAACUUGGAAGUGACGCGAUUGGUGGCGACGCUGGCGAUCGUGGCGCCGCCGCAAGUCUUCGAAGCGCUGUUCUUGGAGGCGGGAGAGAUCUCGUUCAGCGCGGAAUUGGAUAAAGUGAAGGAAGAAAGGGGGGAGUGAGAUGUAGAUUUGGACGAAAGCCGUGCAACGGUCGAAGGAAGUCAUUAACUUUGAGCAGUACUUGAAAAUUACGGAGACGUCUCUUAAUUUGUGCGAUCAUCGGAUUGGAAUCCAGAGAGAGGAUCGAUUGUCGGUGGAUGUGACGUUCUCGCAAUUCAUGGAGGGCUAUGUCGUGUUGAGGGAGUUUCUUGUGGAGCUGUGUUGUAUUGUGGCGAUGCGUGGAAACCAGUUGUUUCUGUAGUAGCUGA